AUGGCUUCCACUGUUUCCUCUGCUCGCAGAAUCCCAACACCAUUCGGCCGAGACAGCUUAACUGCUGUAGCGGCUCGAAGUGUUCCCGUCAACAAGAGCCAUCCUCUUCCUACUCCUCCGAACUCUAUCUCUCCCAACCUACCUCCGCAUGCCAUCAAAUCAUUUGGUACUCGGUCGCCGCUGCCUCGACUCAAUCUGGAGCAUGUCGAUUCCGACUUGGACUUGCAAGAUGCAAGUGGAAAUGAAGGAACUUCGGAUAUGGGAUCGCCGGGGUUGGAUACCACUGGUGCUAUUACCCCUAGUCUAUUGGCUAAGCACCAUCUUCCCGAAAUUUUGUUGGAUCACGGCCCACUUGCUAUCCGCCACAUCAUGGGCUACCUCACUACUUCAGUUCCCGGCUUUUCUGGAAUUCCACCCGCGAAAGCUAGAAGGCUUGUAGUGGGUGCACUUGAAGGACGUGGAAAUGGCGGUGAGGCGGGCGGUGUAAAAGGAAAUGUGUUGUUCGAGAAAGUGGGUUGGGGCAGAUGGGACGCGAGACUUAAGGGGCAUCCGGCUAGAAUGGGUCGAGCUUUUGGAAAUUCACCACCACCAAGUUUACCAGAUUCCUAUCCAAUUGGAAUGCCAAUUGCCAACAACCAAGGAUGGUCAUUUACUCGGACACGUCUCAAUGAACCAGGGACAAGUUGGGCUGGGGAUUCGGCGAUUUUUUCUCAUGGAGAUGAUAUCUCGAUGCCUGAUGAGGCCGACAAAAUGUCUUUGGAUGGCGAUGAGUCGAGUUCUUCCUCAUCCGAGCCUGGAGAAGAUGCAAUGAUGGUGGACGAUCCAAAUGAUGUCACGGAUGAGGAGGAUUGGGCAGCUGUUGGGGCCGCUGCAUUGCGAGCAGCAUCCUAUUCAGCAUCUGGUCCCCUUACAUCUGGACCUCUCCCACAAGUUUUCAACUCUCAUGUAUAUAGGGGAGGUCCUCGACCUAAAGUUGGACAUUCCGUUCCAGCACCGGUACGAAAUCACACCCCAAAUGGCUUCACAGCUUUAAAUAUGGCUUCUGCAGAUUCUCAAGAACGAGAGGCCAUUGAAGCACUAUUACGACUUGGUUCUGUAUAA
Messenger RNA from Sclerotinia borealis F-4128, 1101 nucleotides. Lineage: Eukaryota; Fungi; Ascomycota; Leotiomycetes; Helotiales; Sclerotiniaceae. The record is from the annotation of a GenBank genome assembly.